This is a messenger RNA of Aedes albopictus (Asian tiger mosquito), 1129 nucleotides long. RefSeq names its product farnesol dehydrogenase-like. The record is from RefSeq and is a predicted model, not a curated record. The coding region runs from base 329 to 1066 and encodes 245 amino acids. The transcript has 2 exons. NCBI's taxonomy places the organism in Eukaryota, Metazoa, Arthropoda, Insecta, Diptera, Culicidae. Gene Ontology annotation, molecular function: oxidoreductase activity.
GUUGUAAUUUGGAUUUCUGCAAUGUUGUGAAAUACAAGCAGCAUCCUAUUCAAGAUGCCAUUGAACCAUCGAUGACGCUGCAUGCUGAUAUUUUGGAGCUCGUUGAUGGAAGAAGACAAAAAUAAAAUACCAAACCACUGGAGCGUGUCUCGUGAUAUAACCCGAUUUUGCCAUAUCAAUUCCAAUUACGCUAUUUCAGAAUGAUUCGUAAUAAAUACACGCGGUGGCACCUAUGCAGCAGAUAAGAAGCAAAAUAUUUCGUUAUCAAGCUCAGUUGGAGCCGGUCGGUUAGAAGAACCACGUCGCGUAUCAUCAAACUCGUAUCACAAUGGAUCGCUGGGUAGGAAAAGUGGCCGUAGUGACCGGUACCAGUUCGGGCAUCGGUGCCGCCAUUGCCAAGGACUUGGCCAAGGCCGGCAUGGUGGUUGUGGGGUUGGCACGACGAGUGGAGCGUACCGAGGCGUUAAAGGAGGAAUUGCCCGAAUCGGCAAGAGAUCGGCUUCAUGCGGUCAAGUGCGAUGUGUCCAAGGAGGAGGAAAUACUGAAGAGCUUCAAGUGGGUCGAGGAGAAGUUCGGAGGAGUUGACGUAAUGAUCAAUAAUGCCGGAAUCGGUCGACAGACGGACCUGCUCGAAGUGGGAAAUACGGAAAUGCUGCGAGAAGUGCUGGACACUAAUGUGAUGGGAUUGGUGUUGUGCAGUCGGGAAGCUUAUCAAUCGAUGAAAAAGCGUUCGGUCGAUGGUCACAUCAUUCAUAUCAACAGCGUGGCCGGGCACAAGGUGAUCAAUUUCCCUAAGAUGAAUAUUUAUACGGGUUCGAAGUAUGCCGUGACGGGCAUCACGGAAACGAUGAUGAACGAGCUGAGGAACGCCGGGACGAAGAUCAAGGUUACGAGCAUCAGUCCUGGAGCCGUGAAAACGGAAAUCAUGCCGGAAGCCAUGCGCAACGGAAAUUUCCCCAUGCUGGAAGCUGAGGACAUUUCGGAAGCUGUACUGUACGCCCUAGGAACACCUCCACGAGUUCAGAUCCAAGAACUGACGAUCAGACCGGUUGGGGAAACUUUUUAGGCAUUUCACUUAUUGAUACACUGCCAUAAAUAAGUUGUUUUUGAUUAAAACGUUCAAUGUAAA